UGUCUCCCAGGCCGAACGAGGACAUGGAGGUGACGAAGUACCAAGGCGAGCCGCGGAAGUCUCGAUGAUACCGCGCGGUAUUAGCGAUGGCGUAUGCAGGCGGAUACGGCGUGCGGGAGAAUCGCAGGGCUGAACAAGGUAGCACGUGCCAUUUUAUUUUAAAGACGUGUACCUGCAUUUGUGCCCCUGCGAUGAGAUGUGGUUGGGAUGUGGAAUCCGCUCUGCGGAUUUGGUCUUGUCCUUCUCAAGGUUUGUAUGAACAUGUUCUGCAGAUCGCACUUCCUGAGGUCCGCACUCGUGCGGAUCCUCCGAAUCUAGUGCAGGAGACAUAAAGUAUCCUGCGAGAGUUCCGUACGAGCAUCGAUAACGAACGCAUCGAGUGAAUGUGCGAAUCUCCGUCAGACAUAGGAUAUGGGCAAUAUCUAGACGCGUUGGCGGAUCAUGCGUGCGUCUGUGAUGAUGAGCGAAGAUAUACAACCCAUAUGAGGAAAGCAAACUGAUUGAGUGUGCGGUAGCUCCGUACACAAAACCAAACAAUAAACCGCAUCUGAUGUUAUAUUUUGGCGACCUGUCUACGCCAGUGACUUAACCGAGUGGGGUAUUUGCCCAGAAAGAGAGAGCCGAGAGCCGAGAGCCGAGGUGUUCGAAGUGUAGGUCUUCCUAUCAUCAUCAAAGGAGGCAAGGCGUUGAUCAUGCGAUACACCUGUCUUCAGGCUGAGCACCCAAAAAAAUACCUUCCCAACGACGACCACUUCAAUUUGCC
Molecule: messenger RNA, 763 nt
Organism: Heterobasidion irregulare TC 32-1
Lineage: Eukaryota; Fungi; Basidiomycota; Agaricomycetes; Russulales; Bondarzewiaceae
Exons: 2
Coding region: 87-332 (81 amino acids)
Source: RefSeq, a predicted model, not a curated record